UGCGUAUGAAACGUAGAUGCGAAUUGCGAAAUAAGUAGUAGCAGGAACGUAACUUGCAGGAAUGGUGGCUGCAGGAAUGCGCAACAAUUUCAUGUGUAAAGGCCCAAUACUUUCCUCCAACUUCCAUACAUGAAGGAGAACGGACAGAAAAUACAGUUAGGGGAAAUGGCAAAAGAUUAAUCCCUUAUGAAGAAACUACACUGACAGAGAGAGAUGGUCAUUAAUGGGGAAGCCCGCAUUUUUUAGCUGAUUUUCUUCCCUUCUGACUGUCCUUACUGGAGAAGAAGCUGUUCUCUGAUUUAGAAGUUGAUUCCAUCUCUCCUGGUAAGCUCUGGUUCUUUUCAUGGCCUUGCACCUCAAAACUUUCCGUUUCUUCUCUGCAAACUCGCUUUUCUCUUUCCAUUUGAUCCCUUCUUUCCUUCAUUUACACGCUGGUAAAACCCAUGAAGAUCAAGGUGGAGAGCCGGUACCUUUUACCUCUAUACCCAAAACCCCAGGCCCUGUUGAAACUGCCGUUUCUCUUUUCUCCAAGCCGUCGUUUCAUAGGAGUGGAGAUGAAUUGAGAAAGCUUCAGAGCUCUCUUACCACUGAAACUGUAGAGAUCAUUCUUAAAGGUUUUCAAAAAUGGGGUCAAGCCUAUGAGUUUUUCUUGUGGAUUGGGCAACAAGAUGGGUAUAAACACAACUGUUACACCUAUAAUUCGAUGGCCUGUAUACUCUCGAGGUCGGGCCAGAGAAUUCCAUUGAAGGCCCUUGUGAAAGAUUUAAUGAUUCGGAGGUGUUCGAUGAGUCCUGGUGCUUUAGGUUACUUGAUUAGGUGUUUGGGCAAUGUGUGUUUAGCUGAAGAAGCCAAUCAUGUUUUUGAAAGGGCCUGUGAUUUGACUUGUGAGCCCAAUUCUUAUACCUACAAUUGUUUGUUAGAAGCUUUGGCAAAAUCGAAGCGGUGCGAGCUAGUAGAAUCAAGAUUCAAAGAGAUGAUUCAUAGUGGGAGGGAGCCUGAUAAAUUUACUUAUACAGCUGUCUUGCAAGUUUACUGUAACUCGGGGAAAAUCGAUAAAAGUUUUGAUAUUUUUGAGAGGAUGAGAGGGAAAGGAUGGUUAGAUCCACAUGUGUUUACUAUACUGAUUGUUGGGUUGAGUAAGUUGGGUGAGGUUGAUCACGCUUUUGAAUUAGUCGAGAGGAUGAGAGAGAUGGAGAUGGACCUGAAUGAGAAAACGUACUGUAUUCUGAUUCAUGGGUUCGCCAAGGAAAAAAGAAUAGACAAGGCACUUGUGCUUUUCGACUGGAUGAAAGGGCUCGGGUUUGAUAGGGAUAUACCUCUCUUCAAGGUUCUUAUUGAGGGGCUAUGUAACAGUAAGGAGUGUGCUAGAGCCUUGGAAUUGUAUCAUGAGAUGAAAGAUUCCAGGCUCUGUCCAGAUAUUUCAAUCUUGACAGAGCUGAUUUCCUCAUAUUGCCAGGAAGGGGAUCUUGUUGCUGCAUCUGAGUUGUUACAAGACGGAAACAAUUUGAGCAUUGGCCCCUUUGUAUCUCUGUAUAAUGCAGUUCUCGAAGGUCUUGUUAAUGGCGGCAAGGUACAUGAAGCUUAUUUGCUUCUCCAGGAAAUGAUAGCUUCCAAAAAUUUAUCAGUUGAAGAGGUAGCUGGAUGUGCUAGUGACAAUGAAGAGGUAGAGAAUAUUAAAAACCUUGUUAAGUUUGAGAAAACUGUAAUACCAAAUUCGGAGUCAUAUAGUAUUGUUAUUGAUGGUUUGUGCAAGUACCAAGAACUAGAUAAGGCCCUAGAGCUCUUGCAUGACAUGACUGCAACUGGGUGCAUAGGAAACUUGUUCUUAUACAAUAACUUGAUCCACGAGAUGUGUAAUGCUGAUAGACUUCAGGAAAGCUUCAAACUUAUGAAAGCAAUGAGGGAUUCAGGUCUUGAGCCAAACCACUUCACUUACAAUUCAAUAUUUGGUUGCUUGUGCAGAAAGGAAAAGGUGUCUGAUGUCCUUGAUUUGAUGAGAGAAAUGCGAUAUCAUGGGCACAGCCCAUGGAUAAAACAUUAUACCAUGCUUGUGAAGAGGCUAUGCACUCGUGGCAAUGCCAUGGAAGCAUGUCAGUUCUUAAGUGACAUGGAAGAGGUCGGCUUCCUACCUAAUGUCAUUGCAUAUUCGGCAGCCAUUGACGGCCUUUGUACGAUAGAGGAAUUGGAUCAUGCUCUUAAACUAUUUCAUGACAUGCAUGCCCAUGGGUAUGCUCCUGAUGUAGUUGCUCAUAACAUACUUAUUCAUGGGUUUUGUAAGGCCGGAAGAGUUGAUGAGGCCCAAGGCAUAAUUAACGAAAUGAUGGAGAAGGGGCUCGUUCCCUCUGUGGUGACAUAUAACUUGAUGAUAAAUGGGUGGUGCAAGGUCAAUAGGACUGAAUUGGCACUUCUUUGCUUUUCUAAAAUGGAAGCUCAAGGGAGGCCUCCCAAUGUGAUCACAUACACCACCUUGAUAGAUGGGUUCUGCAAUGAGGAGAGAGCUGAUGAUGCCAUAAUGCUCUGGCAUAGAAUGAUAGAUCAGGGAUGUGCCCCUAAUAGAAUAGCUUACAUGGCCCUAGUCAAUGGAUUAUGUAAGUGUGGAAGAGCUAGUACAGCUUUACAGUAUUUUCAUGAGAUGGAAGCCAAGGCUUUCGAUCCUGAUGCCUUUAUUUAUGUGGCAUUAAUAGAUUCUCUCGUUAGCAUAGCUGAUAUGUUCUCGGCUUUUAGGAUUUUGAGAGAAAUGAUUCGAAAAGGAAAGUGUCCAAGUCCCUCUGAUAAGCAUUAUGCUUUGCUGCUAGAAUCAUUAUGCAAAAUGUAUGAAGAUAAGCAUAUUUCUUCAGAUGUAAAUGCUCUUAUCGAAGAUGGCGGCAUUCCAAUGAUCCAUAGUCCCUCUGUUCUUGGAGUGGGUAUUAGGAAUCAAUAAAAGUUUCCUGUGAGAUUCUUGAUGAUGCUGGGGGGAGGCAGUGAAAUACAUUCAUGGCAACCUUUAUGUAUUCUGCCUGGUUAUACCAAACAUUUGUCAUGGAUUCUGCGAAGUUUCUAAUUUCCUCAAGCAUUUGACAAGGAAAUCAUGGUGCUUCAUAGGGAAGGACAAUCCAUGUUGCUGCUUUAUGCUUGUCUACUUGAACAGGACAUAGACAUAUGUCCAUAUGGAGUUGAUAAAAGGGAUGAGAGUGGGUCUAUGUAGAAAAUGUUACAGAAAGAAGCUAUGGACCCCCAAGGCGAGGAGUACUAUGUGAUCUUUACUAUCCUAUUUGUUAUGUGGUGCUCGACAUAUUGGUAUAUGAAUAACCAAGUGAGACGGCAGUGGGUACAUUCCGUAAACCUAACGGGGGCAAAGUAUGUGGGCAAAGUAUGUCGAGUACUUACUUACAGGGCAUCCUCGAGAGUGCUUCAAUAAGUUGCGGAUGGAGAAGGUUGCCUUUAUUGAUCUUUUUAAUAUUCUAAAGCAAGGGUCACUUACUACGGACACUAAAUACUUGUUGGUUGAGGAGCAAGUAGCAAUAUUCUUAAGCACCCCAACACAUGAUCAGUGAAAUAAGGUGGUCCGAGAACGCUUCCAAGACUCUAGUCAAACUAUAAGUUUCUAUUUCCACAAAGUAUUAUUGGCAGUCGAUCAAUUGAAAUCCCUGUUUCUAUUUCCAAAGGGAGAGAUUAUAUCCAUAUUUCCUAAUAUUGAGUCAUUUAUAAGUAGGUACAGAUAUAUAUAAUGCUUCUUAUAAUGCUCUUGUCAUUGAAUUUCUAAUAGGAUUGUGUAGGAGCUAUUGAGGAGACAUAUAAUCCCAGCGCACGUUAGAAGUAUCUUGCAUAAACACUUUCGAAAUAGGAAAGGUUUCAUAAGCCAAAAAUGUUAUGGCUGCAUUUGGGUUUGACAUACGGUUCCAGUACGUACUUGCUGGAUGGGAGGGUUAUGCAUCAAACUCUAAAGUCUUGUAUAAUGCGAUUAGUAGGCAAGAUGGUCGGUUGGCCCUUCCUGAUGGUGAGGCUAUGUUUAUUGCCCAUUGAAAUAAUGUUAUUCUCUUUUCACAUUAUCUUACACAUUAUUCUCAAGCACAUAUGAUUGCAUUACCCAACAAUAUUUCGAUGGCCACGAGAUUGAUCAAUUUGGGCGAAGCACCAAUGCAGUAGUAGUUAAUAACAAUAACUAUUGCAUGUGCAAAAUCGUUGCUUUUAUUGUAGUGGUAAUAGUUGUCUUUUUUCUUUUUAAAAUUUAAGAUGAGAACAUAUUAGACAACUUUGGAACCAUUC
Amborella trichopoda is the source of this 4245-nucleotide messenger RNA. RefSeq names its product putative pentatricopeptide repeat-containing protein At5g08310, mitochondrial. The record is from RefSeq and is a predicted model, not a curated record. Gene Ontology annotation, molecular function: protein binding. Lineage: Eukaryota; Viridiplantae; Streptophyta; Magnoliopsida; Amborellales; Amborellaceae.